Symbiodinium natans is the source of this 1047-nucleotide messenger RNA. The record is from the annotation of a GenBank genome assembly. NCBI's taxonomy places the organism in Eukaryota, Dinophyceae, Suessiales, Symbiodiniaceae.
AUGAGGCGCAUGCGACUUGCUCUCGAGCUGCUGUGCUGGUGCAUUGCGCUGCCGGGUGCGGGCGCCGAUGAGGGCGCGUACACCAAGGGCAGGCUCAACCUUCCUUUUGUUGGGCACACGACCUUCGGGAAGUUCCCGCCCGGGGACAUGGACGCCCUGAGCCGGCGGCCCGACUUCGCCGUGCUGGGAGUCCCGAACGACAUGGGGACGCAGUAUCGGUCCGGGGCCCGCAUGGGCCCCAGGGGCAUCCGCGAGGCGUCGACCCUGUACCAGUUUGGGCACGCGGAGGUCUACGAUGCGGAUACGGGGGAGACCUACCAGUACGGUGACGUCCUUGAUGUCGGUGAUGUCGACAUCGUUCACACGGACCAGGAGGCGUCUUUGAACAGAACGCGAGAAGCUGUGGAGCAAGUCCUACGUGCCGGGGUGACUCCCUUCAUCUUGGGAGGAGACCACGCCACCACCGCCCCAGUGUGCAGUGCACUGGCUGUGCUCUCGAAGCCAGUGGUCCUGGUGCAGAUCGAUGCCCACCUGGACUUCGUGGAUGAGCGGCACGGGGUGCGGUACGGCCACGGCAACUGCAUGCGGCGGUGUCUGGAGAUGCCGCACAUCAGCUCGAUGCUGCAGCUGGGCAUCCGUAGCGUCAGCUCCACUGCGAAGAGCAGCUUCGAGGAUGCGGAGCGCAUGGGCUCGAAGAUCCUCAGCGUCCGCGAGGUGCGGAAGCUGGGGACCGAAAGCACUGCCGCCUUGGUUCCCCAGGGAGCACAAGUUUACUUCAGCAUCGACAUCGACGGCUUCGACCCCUCCAUCGCCCCAGGCACGGGCACGCCCAGCCACGGGGGGUUCAGCUACUAUGAGGUGAAGGACCUGCUCAGGGAGAUCAUCUUCCGGGCCUCGGACGUGGUUGGCUUAGACUUGGUGGAGGUGUCUCCGCCCUACGAUCCGGCCCAGGUGACGUCAUUGCUUGCGGCGCGCAUCCUUUUUGAUGCCAUGGGGUUCAUUAAGCUGAAGCGAGCACAGACCAGCUCCCCGAAAGCGGAGCUAUAA